Molecule: messenger RNA, 1896 nt
Organism: Thermothielavioides terrestris NRRL 8126
Lineage: Eukaryota; Fungi; Ascomycota; Sordariomycetes; Sordariales; Chaetomiaceae
Exons: 2
Coding region: 1-1896 (631 amino acids)
Source: RefSeq, a predicted model, not a curated record
AUGUCGUUCAAAAGAAAAGCUGCCACUACCUCCGCGUGGGCAGCAACCAAGCGCCGUCGCCUCUGGGGCUCGGCUUCGUACAGAGGCCGGGGACACGCGGGCACCAGCAUCCAGCCCCGACAGACACGGUCUCGAGCUGCACUGCCGGGCGCCGCACCGCUCCUGGUGCUUGACGACAAGGGAAAACCCACCGAGGUGCGGGAGGUGCAGCGCGCACCAAAGGCGCGGCAGCCGGAGGUGCCGCUAGUAGAGGCUCUCGGACGCUUCAGAUGGCCCGCUGCUAGGAAACCCACACAGGACUGCAUUGCCGUGGCUACUCAUUCUUCCAUUCCUGGUUCCAAACCAGUUGCAGCUGCGGACUUGGUAAGCUUGGAUUGCAUUGGAGUGCCCCCUGACGCUGUCGAUGCUCCCAGUGCAGGCCCGGUUCCGAGCCAGCUUGUGGUGGCAUCGAUUGAGCGGGAGGCCGACUGUCACGAGCUUUCUCAUAUCCCGAGGAAGUCCGACGAUUCCAGUAAUAUCCCGCCGACUCCGUCGAACGCAACGGCUACGGGACCUGAUGAGCUCCCAUGUCUGGUUUCAGUAGCGGAGACACCGUUAUCGCCUUUGAGUCACGGUCCGCUUGAGCGCAAGAGGAAGCAGAGCACCAGCCUCGGCACCGGCCCUUCUAGCCCAUCGCUGUCUCCGAAGAGGCUCAAGCGCAGUCUUUCCGACACACCUAACGACGAACGUUGCAUCAUGCAAUAUCCGUCUGCCCCAGCCCUUGAGCUCAGUGCCAUCCAUUACGAAGAGAAGGUCCUUCUGUCCCCAUCCAUCAAGUCGGAACCAGCCUCGGAUGCGGAUGGUCUACUCCUGGACACGGUGCCCGCUGCCUGCAGUCCACCGCAUAUACUUCUUACCCCUCCGGAACCUGACCUCAACUACGAUGCGCCAAGUGGUAGCGCCGGUAACUGCGGCGCUGACUACAACAUCGUGAGGGGCGUGAAGCAGGAGCCCGAACUGCAAGGGGAGGAGGACGUGCCGUCGAGCACAGUCCCGGCUCAAGUCCCGAGCCCCCCGGAUUCACUGAGCCUCCCAACCAGCCUGUUCCCCCGACAAACCGAGAUCCCGGGCCUUUUCACCCUCUACCCCAAACCUGAGCCGCAGCCCCAGACGGCCCCCGAACCAUUAAUCAAGGCAGAGGACACCCCGUCUGAACCGGGCGGCGCACCGACGUCCCUGUGCCCGGCCGCUCAGCAACACCUCACCGCUCCUACACCUCACUCGGAGAUUCCCAGCAUCAAAAUAGAGGAAGAAGCCGAAGUAGAAGAGAAAGAAGAAUCCCUCCCCCCCGAGCAGCAGGCCCUCUUCGCCCGCGACAGCGACGAAAGCAGCCUGUUCGCCACCCCGCACCCCCGCCGCGCAGACCGCCCGGCGGAGGGCUCGCCUUCCGCCAGCAGCUCCCGUCACAUACUAAACGCCGACGGCGACGGCGACAUAAAGAUGUGCGCCGGUGUCCCGGGCGCCACAAGCCGAGACUCUGCCUGGCGGCCGGAGGAGGAGGCGGCCGUCGAGUGGGUGCUUGACGCUGUCAGUGUUGGGGCGGCGACUGCGGCGGCGGAGAAGGAUGAGGAGAUGGAUGAGGAAAAGGAGGAGGAGAAGGAGGAUCAGGAGGGGCUUGUCAGCUAUGACGGCGAUGUUGAGGAUGCGGGGCUCUCGGACAGCGGGGACGAGGAGGUUCACCUCGCUGGCAUUCAUCAUCGUGUCGAGGGUCUGCAGGCGCACCAUCUCAGUUGGCCUGCCGUUGCGACUGAGUCCGCAUCUCUGGAGGCUCGCCGCGCGACGUGGCCGAUGCGCGAGUGCGAGGCGGCGGGUGCUAUUGCUGCUGUUGGGGAGGUACCGCGCAGGAGCUCGAUUUGA